UUGUAUUCGAAAGGGGCCCACCAUUUGGGGGAUAGGGCCUGCUCGGUGUCUGUUCGGUUCUCCUGCCGGUCGAGCUCGAGGAGGCAAGAAACAGAGCUACCACCGUGCCGCCCGACCUGGGUCCAAAAUCGCAAAAUCCCGAGCCCAAAAACCUCACUCCGCUUCAUCGACCACACGAUUGGGCUCGGGCGACAGCCCGAGGAAGAAUCCACGGCGAGUGACGGGGACAGAGCAUCUCUGAAACACAGUUGUCCUGCCGGGCGGAGAGCAAGCGAGUUGAGCCCAGCGGCGGACCUCCGGCUGAUAGAGGAGGAAGAAGGGGGAGCG
Striga asiatica is the source of this 327-nucleotide messenger RNA. NCBI's taxonomy places the organism in Eukaryota, Viridiplantae, Streptophyta, Magnoliopsida, Lamiales, Orobanchaceae. The record is from the annotation of a GenBank genome assembly.